AUGAAACACAUACUUCAAAUCCAUUCAAUGGAAAUGUAUCAUUUUUCAAUAAUAUUAUUUACUUUAGUAUUACUAUUUAUUAAUAAUACUUUUUCAGAACCAACUUCAAAUGCUGGUAUAGUUGGUGAAUUCGAAAGUUUAUCUUUAGAUUCAAAAGAAUUAAAUAAAUUAUUAGAUCAAAUUGAACCAACAAUUAAUUUACAUAGAUAUUUUUAUUUAAAUAAAUUUCAAAAAGUUGAUAAUUUAAAGAAUCGAAUUAAAUAUAAUUAUCCAAUAUUUCAACUUCAAGUAGUUGAAGGUAAAUUACAAAAACAAUUUUUAAGUACAAAUGGAAAUGGUGAUAAUUUGAAACAACCAGCCUAUAAUAGUUAUGGCCAACUUGAAUAUCAAGAUUUUCAAAUUGGUACACUCUAUGAGUUAACACUUUUCGUUGAUACAACCAUUCAACAAUCAAAACAAUAUGAAACAUUCAUUAGAAAUCAAUCUACAACAACAAUUAUUGAAGAUUAUAAAUCAAAAAGAAUUUUAGAAUCAAACUGUAGAUACCUUUCAAUUAAAUUAUUUAAAGAUUAUUUAAAAUUAAUUACAAUUCAACAAUUUAUAUGUAAUGAUAAUGAUAAUAAUAAUAAAAAUAAUAAUAAUAAUAAUGAUGAACAACAAAAAGAUAUUUUAUCAACAAUUUCAUCAACUAAUAAUAUAAAUAAAGAUAAUAAUAAUAAUUUUAAUGAAACAAUUAAAAUUAUGUCAUAUAAUACAUGGAAUUUUAAUGAACCAUGGAAAGAUAGAAGAAUAUUAAUGGCGGAUUUAAUAGAGAAAGAAUUACCAGAUGUAAUUUCAUUUCAAGAAUUAAGAUUUUCAGCAUGGGAUAGUGAAGUGAAAUCAAGUAAUCCAAUUAAAAUGGGUGAAGAACGUAAUCAAGUUCAACAUUUAUUUAAAUUACUUGGUGAAAGAAAUUUAAAAUAUAAUUUCGUUUAUUUACCAUCAAUGGUAUAUCCAACAAGUACUGGUUUACAAUUUGAAGGUUUAUCUAUAUUUUCAAAACAUGAAAUUUCAAAUAUUGAUUCAAUUAAAUUAUCAAGAGAUAUUAAAAAACCUGAUGAUGCUCAUCAAAGAUCUUGUUUAAGAGUUGAAAUUAAUUUUAAAAAAAAACAACAACAACAAUUUGAAAUUUCAAAAAAAAUUAAUAUAUUUACAUCACAUUUUUCAUUAGAAACUGAUGGUUCAAAAAGAAAUGCAUAUGAAUCUUUAAAUUGGAUAAAUUCAUUUAAAAAACCACAUUUAUUUAUGGGUGAUUUUAAUUUAGAACCAAAUGAAAAUGCAAUUCAAUUUUUAUUAGGAAAUUAUGAUAUUAAUAAUUAUUAUAAAGAUAAUAAUAAUAAUAAUAAUAAUUUAAUUGAUACUUGGGUUGAAUUUUCAAAUCAUCCAAAUCAAAAGAAUGAAAAGAAUAGACAAUUACAAUUUUUAAAAGAUAAUGAAGGUGUUGUUAGUAUUGUUGGUAUUGAAGAUACUGAUAGAUGUAAAGAAACUGAUUUAGUAAAUGGUUUCACUUUUCCAACACUUUAUUCAAAACCUUCAAAAAGAAUAGAUUUCUUAUUACGUUCAAAUGAUCAAAUUCUAUCUUUAAUAGAUUUUAAAAUUGGUGGUAGAUGCUCAAAAUUAUCACCUUUUAAUUCUCCAUUUUAUGCUUCUGACCAUACUUCAAUAUCUGCAACUUUUAAAAUCAACUAA
This is a messenger RNA of Dictyostelium discoideum AX4, 1728 nucleotides long. RefSeq lists its product as hypothetical. The transcript is spliced from 3 exons. NCBI's taxonomy places the organism in Eukaryota, Evosea, Eumycetozoa, Dictyosteliales, Dictyosteliaceae. The record is from RefSeq and is a predicted model, not a curated record. The coding region runs from base 1 to 1728 and encodes 575 amino acids. Gene Ontology annotation, molecular function: catalytic activity.